Molecule: messenger RNA, 1117 nt
Organism: Homalodisca vitripennis (glassy-winged sharpshooter)
Lineage: Eukaryota; Metazoa; Arthropoda; Insecta; Hemiptera; Cicadellidae
Exons: 3
Source: RefSeq, a predicted model, not a curated record
AUGGAAGAUGUUCAUACUAAAAUACAACAUUUUGAAAAUACAGAUGACUUAGAAACCUCUCUAACAAUAGCUGCUGAAGCAGGAAAUGCCCUACUAGCAGAAAACAAAAAACUCAGGCAGGACCUGCAUGCUUUAACACUAAGAAAUUCCCAACUGGCAAAACAGAUCUCCAACCUAAAUACUUUGUCAGAACUAACAUAUCAAGCUAAGAUAGAGAAACUUGAGUCACAAAAUGAAUCCCUACUCACUAGAAAUGUCAUGCUAACUGAUGCACUAACAGAAAUUGAGAACCAACUGAAAGAGAAACAAUUACAAGUUGCAUUAGAAAAAGCAUUUGAAGAACAAGACGCAGAUCGAAUCUCAAAUAAAAUAGAUAUGAUGACUGACCUCCUCACCAAUACCUAUCCAGAUGUCCUCAUAAUAACAGAACACGGCCUCUCAAAGUCAAAUCUAGAAAAUACCAACCUAGAAGGCUAUACACUAAUAGAGAGUUUUUGUCGAGAGCACCACCAAAAAGGGGGAGUGGCGAUACUAGUGAAAAAUGAACUUAAGAACUACGCUUCUGGACUGGAAAGAAACAUACAUAGCCAGGAACUUGGCAUCUUCCCAACAAAAUUGAAGUUAGCUAAAGUGUACCCUAAACUCAAAAAAGGGGAUCCAACACAACCCAGUAACUAUCGGCCAAUAUCCCUACUGCCUGCAAUAUUCAAAAUUAUCGAGAAGAUUGAGUUAUCAAGACUAUUAAACCAUCUCAAUACUAACAACCUUCUUCCCCAAGAACAACAUGGCUUUAUGGGAGGUAAAUCUACAUCAACUGGACUGACAAGCAUUGUCAAAUAUUUAAUAAAAGCAAUAGACAAAGGAGAUACAACAACUGCUAUUUUCUUGGAUUUUACAAAAGCUUUUGACUGCUUAAGCCAUGACAUGCUAGUGAAAAAGUUGAAGGCUCGGGGAGUGGUAGCGAAAACUGCUGACUGGUUUACGAGCUACCUAACGGACAGAAUGCAAACGGUAGAAAUAAGAAGCCCAACACCAAGGAGUGACAACAAAAACUACCUCGACACCACUGGCCAAUCAGUAGAGGAGUCCCACAAGGCUCAGUUUUGGGCCCCAUACU